Messenger RNA from Exophiala spinifera, 1677 nucleotides. RefSeq lists its product as uncharacterized. The transcript has 6 exons. NCBI's taxonomy places the organism in Eukaryota, Fungi, Ascomycota, Eurotiomycetes, Chaetothyriales, Herpotrichiellaceae. Gene Ontology annotation, biological process: transmembrane transport; carbohydrate transport. Gene Ontology annotation, molecular function: carbohydrate:proton symporter activity. Gene Ontology annotation, cellular component: membrane. The coding region runs from base 1 to 1677 and encodes 558 amino acids. The record is from RefSeq and is a predicted model, not a curated record.
AUGUCGACCGACGUGAAGACCACUGACCAACAUACCCUCGAACAUGUCAACACGCUUGACAAGGAUGUCGUCGAGGUCAAACAAGUCAGCGGUAGCCAGGCGUACAACGAAGCCCUGAUCCAGGAACCCGUCUCGUGGAAGGACACGCGCAUGCUCUUGUUGUUCGUCGUGUUGCUGCCGGGCUUCUUCUGCCAAACCAUGAACGGCUACGACACGAUGCUCUUUGGCGGUCUGCUCAACAACAAGGAGUACUUUCUCAAGCACUUCAACGGCGAGAACAAGGGCAUCUGGGCUGGACUGAUCACGUCCAUGUACCAGAUCGGCGGUGUGUCCGCGUUGCCCUUUGUCGGCCCUUGCAUCGAUCAGUGGGGCCGCCGUCCUGGCAUGUUCAUCGGGUCCUUCCUGAUCAUCAUCGGCACCAUCGUCCAAGGUCUCACGUCUGCCAACGCGUCCGAGGGCCAGAUGAUGGGCGGUCGGUUCGUCCUCGGGUUCGGCGUGUCCAUUGCCGCGGCCGCCGGGCCAAUCUGGAUCGUCGAGACGGCCCAUCCCAAGUACCGAUCGGUCGUGACGGGUCUUUGCAACACCACCUGGCUCGCUGGGUCCAUCUUGUCGUCGGGCAUCACCCGUGGCGGUCUGGACAUCAAGAGCAACAAUUCCUGGCUGAUCCCCAUCUGGUUCCAGAUGGUGUUCCCUGGCCUGAUCUGCCUCUUUGCUUUCGUCGUCCCAGAAUCUCCGAGGUGGCUUUACGCUCACGGCAAGCGCGAGUCCGCCGUCAAUAUCCUAACCAAGUGGCACGGCGACGGGAACCGGGAAUCCGCCUGGGUCAAGCUCCAGCUUGUGGAGUACGAAGAGUAUCUCGAACUCGAUGGAUCAGACAAACGCUUCUGGGACUACCGCGCUCUUUUCAACAAGCGGUCCAGCAUCAUUCGCAUCUCUGUGGCAUGCUGGUUCUCGGCCUUUACUCAAUGGUGCGGAAACAGUGUCCUGUCAUACUUCAUGGCCGCCGUCCUUGAUACGGCAGGCGUGAAUAGCUCCAUCGGCAAAGCCAAUGUCCAGCUCGGGUACAGCAUCGAGCAAUUUCUCUGCGCCGUCAUCGGAGCCCAUUUCGUCGAAAAGAUUGGUCGUCGCAAGAUGAUGAUGUGUGGCUUCUUUGGUGUUUCUGUCGUUUGGGUCUGCAUGACCGCUUCGGCCGGCACUCUCGCCAACUCUCUCGUGUCUGGAAGUGUCAACGACAGCGACGCAGUCUUCACGAACAAAACUGCCGGUAAUGCGGUGUUGGCGUUUAUCUUCGUCUUUGGCGCCGUAUACUCGUUCAACCUUACACCGUUACAGGCCCUCUACCCGGUCGAAUGUAUCUCGUACGAAAUCCGCGCCAAGGGAAUGGCGUUCCAGUCAUUUUUCGUCAACGCCGCCGGUCUCCUGAACCAGUUCGCGUGGCCGAUUGCGAUCAAGAAGAUCGAAUGGAAGACGUACAUCAUCUUUGUGGCGUGGACGUUCAGCCACGGUGUUUUGGCGUACUUCUUUUUCCCUGAAACGAGGAAGAGAACUCUCGAAGAACUCGACAAGAUCUUCGAGGCAAAGAACCCGGUCAAGUACUCCGUUCAACAACACACUUUGGCCAUCACCGAGGACAAGACCGUGGUGACUCUUGACAAGGAAAAGGGGGAGCAAGUGUGA